Molecule: messenger RNA, 1401 nt
Organism: Penicillium egyptiacum
Lineage: Eukaryota; Fungi; Ascomycota; Eurotiomycetes; Eurotiales; Aspergillaceae
Source: the annotation of a GenBank genome assembly
AUGCCCCCAGACUCGAAAACAAAGAUCCGCCCACAGCAGUCGUGCCUCAGAUGUCGCGAGCGCAAGGUGAAGUGCGACCGCUCUAUCCCAUGCCACGCCUGCAUAAUCCGCGGUCUCGAAGCAGAAUGCACCUACCUAACAACGGCCGAAGAUCGAGCCCAUAUCAGCCAAUCCGAGAUAAUCGACCAACUACGCCGCGAAGUCGCACAGCUGCGGGGGCGCCUGAACCAAGGUCCGCUAGAGCCGGGUCAUAGCCAGAACCAGACCCAGACCCAGCGCCAGCGCUCCCGCCCAUACCAAGGGGCUGGGCCUUUCCCAAGGAAUGGCCCAAGUUGGACACAAUAUGCACCUGCACACACAGGCUACAACCACGACAGCCAAAGCCCCAGCAAUGGCUCUGGGUGUGCGACAGGCACUGGCGCUGGCUCUGCUUCGGCUGGAGGUACCCCGGAUACUGGUGAAGGUAGUUGGCGCGGGUCGUCGCCAUCCUCAUCGAUCACGGCAAUGACGAACUCUGCGACUGUCACGAGUCCUGAUAGUACGGGGAGUGAUAAUGGGGCUGGGUCUACGUCCGCUUUGUCGCGGUCGGCUUCUGUUUCGGCCUAUCCUGUCGCGACGGGGUAUGCGCCGCAUGUUGCGGAGCUAGAUGGGUCGACUGCAGUGGAACCGCUUGCUUUUGGAAAUACUCUACAAGAUACGGCAAUGCUCGGUUCUUAUACAGGCGGCAUGACCUUCGCUCCGGGUGACAACAUGUCUGGAACAGUCCCUCUCCCAGUGCACGGGUUACACACGCAGGAUGCGAUAUUAGGGAUGCACCACCCGCCGAUCUACGGAGCCAAUAGCGAUAAUUAUAUGCUUGACGGAAGUAAAGCACUACCAUAUUUACAAGACACUAGCUAUCUCGCGCCCAUACCAACAUCAGCAGUAACACAUUACGGGGAGGAACGUCCAAUACGAAAUGAAGACGACAGGAAUCAUGCAUAUCAUCAGUGGGGGCAAGAUGCACACGGAAAUCCGAAUCCGAGUCCGAACCAAUUCCCGCAUACGCAUAUAUACCAAACCCCGUCUCAUUAUCCACCUAUCAACCCCUUCGCCAACAUCACUGCCACCAACACGAACAUCAACGCCUACGCAGAUGCCCCAUUCUCCCUACCCACCCCACCAUCCGUAGCUGCCAGCCCCAGUUCCCAGGACCGUCCGUCACCAACAACCAUCAUGAACUCAAUGCCAAGCUCCUGGAAGGGCGAGGGGAAACAGGAACUGCUAGAGAUCCUGCUGGAAACAAUUGGCAGCUGUGACGAGCAAUACUUACCCCAGGUGAUUCGGGUCUUGCGGACAAGUCCUUCGCCCGAGGAAGCUGUUUCGGGGGUCUGUCAGGUGCUCGGGAUUGGGACAGGGUGA